This is a messenger RNA of Solanum stenotomum, 1124 nucleotides long. RefSeq lists its product as uncharacterized. The record is from RefSeq and is a predicted model, not a curated record. The transcript is spliced from 4 exons. The coding region runs from base 222 to 1109 and encodes 295 amino acids. NCBI's taxonomy places the organism in Eukaryota, Viridiplantae, Streptophyta, Magnoliopsida, Solanales, Solanaceae. Gene Ontology annotation, biological process: heterochromatin formation.
AAAGUACUUCAAAAAAGUGAAACGCCUGCCGGGUUAUCUCGGCCCGUUAUAAGUUAAAAUCGCGGCAACAAAUUUCAAUUUUUAGGGAUUUGUUGAAGUAGGGUUUUGCAUCGGAGCGAUUUGGGAGAAAAUUGUCUGCUGUUUCAUAGCAAGUGAAUCAAGUUCUAUUGCACAUUACAGUUAUUUGGGGGUGUUUUAAUGUUUAUUUAUCACAGCUUAAGAUGGCUAUUGAUGCUGGAUCCGGGAGCAAAAGUAGGGAUAAUGAUAGUAAUAACUCAAAAAACAAACUGGUUAGUAAAGGAUCAUCAAGUUUUGACUCGGGAAAGACAGAUAGAUCCACAAGAUCCUCGGUCAAGGAAGCCUCAUCUAAACAAAUGGAUUUAACCCCUGCAAGUAAACGGAAGUCUGAGCGCCUUGAGAAGCGGACCCCAUCCAUGCCUCCUGCUAAGAAGAAGUCUGUGGGACUUGAACAACAGAACACUCCAAGCCCUUUAAGAAGGUCUGAAAGGUGCUCUACUUCGUCAAGAUCAAAGUACUUAGGCACAGAAUCCAAUUCGUCUAGUAUAAAGAAGGAGAAACAAGAGAAGAUUGUGAAGAAUCUGACAAUGGAAUCUGAAAGUGUAAGCACUACCAAGAAGAAUACUACAACACCUAUUGAUUUAAAAAGGAAAAAAACGGAUGGCAGAACUUCUAAGUUAUUAUUCAAAAAACAAAAGAAAGAAGGUACUGCAUCAGAUGCUUGUGAAGAUGAUGGUACUGAUGGGGAGCAUGGUACUAAAUCUCAAUCGAGUCCGUUGCAUGAGGCAGACCUGGUUGAGCCCGAAGAAAGAAGAAUGCUAUACAAUGAGCAGAAAAGCCUCCAUAUCCAUCUGAAAGCUGAGAUGGCAAAACUUUUUGGAGUGAUAAAAGUUUCGGAAGUCAUCAAACAUACUGCGGAAAAAUUUCUGGAAUAUAUUAUGGAGAAUCAUCAUGUUAGUAGGGAGCCGGAAACAAUUUUACAGGCUUUCCAGAUAUCUCUGGUUAGCAUUUUUUUCUCAUCCACUUCCAAUAUCUCUUUGCCUGUUUUUUUAUGUUUCAAUAAAGUACUUCUGACAUAUUUUGUAUUUUAAGCACAGAUGAUUUCG